Salvelinus fontinalis (brook trout) is the source of this 2316-nucleotide messenger RNA. RefSeq lists its product as uncharacterized. Lineage: Eukaryota; Metazoa; Chordata; Actinopteri; Salmoniformes; Salmonidae. Bases 14 to 2155 code for a protein of 713 amino acids. The transcript has 5 exons. The record is from RefSeq and is a predicted model, not a curated record.
GCACCUGCGGGCGAUGGCUGACCAAGGAACAUCAACUCCCAGUAUAAUAGGCAUAGUCACUAUAUUCUGUUGCAUUUAUGGCGGACAAUUCGUCAAUGCAGCUGGACCGUCCACCACCCGUUAUGUCAUCACAAACGGCAAUGUCAUCAUCAAUCCUGGGAUCCGUGGUGGAGUUCUACAGGAGAUCCUCUGGAAACAUGGUGUAAAUAAGGCGGUGGAAUGGGACACUGCCGGGAUAUGGGAAUUUCGUGAUUUUAAAGGGAGGACAUCAUUGAACAGUACAACAGGAGAAAUCACUAUCAGACAGCUGACCAAGCAGCUCAGUGGGGUGUAUGAGGCAGAGUGUAUGAUUGGUGGGGAAAUACUGACCUUUCAGCAGAGAGUGGAAGUCAUUGACCCAGUAUCACAACCUGAAGUCACCUGUGAAUUGAACGGUACCGUGGCAACACUUUUCUGCAGUGCUGAGGGUCCACUGGUGGAGUACCGCUGGUCUUGGCCUGACCACCAGGGGGAGAUGUGGAGCCAGGAGCAGAGUGGACAGCACUACAACACCACAUCCCCAGAGUCAGACAGCUACAGCUGUGAGGCCAGGAACCCAGUCAGUGAGAAGACACAGACCUACAACAGCAACGACUGCCUGGCCAAGAGAGAUAGCCGAGAUAUAGAAGGUAAUCCUGAGAUGUACAUAUACACUGGUAUUGGUGUAGGUGUCUUGCUGUUGGUUGCUGUUGUGGUUGCUGUUGUGGUCUGGCUCAUCAAGAAGCGUUCCAAAGGCCAAGCUAAUUCUGUGGCUCAAUCAAGAUCUGUCGGCUCCCUUGGUGACACCACAGCUGAUACUUUCCAAUCCGGUCAUGACAUCCCUGUUCCUCUAGAUUUGUGGAGAACAGGGAAUGCCAGCCAUCUUGAAGAGGAUCGAGAGAAGGCGGUGGCAAUCAGCCCGGCAGAGAUUAGGAAAGAGGAUAAAAAGCUAUUACUAGAUGAAGAACUUACUUGGAACACAAGUGUAAAGGACAGGGUCAAUCAGAUCAACCAGACCAGCAAGGCUGUGAAAACUGGAGAGGGAGAGGGAGAGGGAGAGAAGAAACCAUUACUAGACAAGGCAGGAUCCACUGAUUCAGAUGUUAUUGUGAGUAAUAUCCCAUUCAAACUGAACAACCAGAAUCAGGUGUGGGGUGGGGAGUCCAGAAAGAGACAGAGGGAAGAAAAAGAGCAGAACGCAGAAUCCAAACAGAACAUGAACGUUACCUUGGGGAGUAUUACCGAGGAUACCAGCCAAACUGCUCCCCCGAAGCCACCUCGGAGCAGCCUUAACUAUAAUUCACCGUACCCACAGAUUCUGGAGACACAGCAUAGCAGAGAGCAUCAUGGGAGAGGACCUGACCAAAGUAUUAGUGGUUAUGGCACAGAGGGAGAUGGAGAGGGAGAUGGACAGCUUAUGUCCCACAAAACCUUAGACACAGGGGAGGAGAGCGGAGGAAAGGAGGUGGGGACAAGAGAGGAGGGAGAGCACGUUGAGAAAGAGAAGGUAGUAGAAGAUGAUUUAGUGAGAGUGGAGGGAGAGGGACAAGAAGAAACAGGAAGGAGAGGUGAUGGAGGAGAAAAAAAGGGACAGGAGAGAGAGAUGGAAAAUAAUGAAGAAGAGCAGGUGAAAGGAGAGGAAGAAGACAGAGGGAAGAAAGGAGAGAAGGGAGAGGAAGGAAAGAGCCCAACUUCUCCCGAACAACCACUCCCCCGCAAAGCCCCCCGACCACCUCUCGCCCCAAAACCAUCAUCUAUAAGACAUGGCAACCAGAUGGGUGUAGAACAAGGAAGCAUAGUGAAGACAAUGAAAACCCAGAGGAGCAGUAGUCAGGUAGACAGAGAGGGGGGAACACCUGGCCUAUCAGGUCUGAGGAGACCAACUAGCUCAAUGUCAAACAGUACAUACACUCCUGAUAGAAGCAGUCCAGAAUUGUCAGCUGGUCUCAGAGCCACAGCAUUUAGUCCAAAGAUAGACAGUGGUACUGUAUCCAAACCAGGAAAGUCCAGUUCAGGUGCACCCUCUGGACCAGUAGACACCAGUUCAGAUACAACUUGUACAGCAAUAGAGAGUAGCUCAGAUACUCCAACAGAGACCAGUAAAGCUACAGCCUCUGUACCAGGAGAAACCAGUUGAAAAGCACUUGUUGAAAUAGUUUGUUAAACAAAAAUGUUAGGCUCUGUACGGGGAUGCUUUGUUUCUCUUAUAUUUAGACAAAAUUAGUUCAAGUGUAUUUAAAACCAAUUAUCUUUAGACUUUUACUUUAGUCAUUUUCUAUUAAAGUAUCUUUACUUUUA